AUGCUUGGAUUGACCAGAACUGUUGUGAAAUCCCAGACACCGGCCGCGUUCCAGGCGCUCCGUUUUGCCUCCAAGCAAGUGGGUCUUCCUGCCAAGGACUUGACCCCAAGACCUAUGGAAACAGACUUGCCAUUGAUGUCGCAGAAAACCGCUUCGUCGCCCAUCGACUAUGCCUUGACGUCGUUGGAUGCCAUUGCCAUGUGGGCAAGAAAGUCUUCUUUCUGGCCCGUGACUUUUGGUUUGGCCUGUUGCGCCGUGGAGAUGAUGCAUGUUUCUACUCCCAGAUAUGACCAGGACAGAUUGGGUAUUAUUUUCAGAGCGUCGCCUCGUCAGUCCGAUAUCAUGAUUGUUGCCGGCACUUUGACCAACAAAAUGGCUCCUGCGUUGAGACAGGUUUACGAUCAGAUGGCCGACCCUAGAUGGGUCAUUUCGAUGGGCUCUUGUGCCAAUGGUGGAGGCUACUACCAUUACUCGUACUCGGUGGUGCGUGGGUGUGACAGAGUCGUGCCCGUUGAUAUUUAUGUUCCGGGCUGUCCUCCAACGGCCGAGGCUUUGAUGUACGGUGUCUUCCAGUUGCAGAAGAAGAUGAUGAAGACCAGAGUGACCCGUUUGUGGUACAGAAACUAA
Clavispora lusitaniae ATCC 42720 is the source of this 627-nucleotide messenger RNA. RefSeq names its product Fesur1p (gene FESUR1). NCBI's taxonomy places the organism in Eukaryota, Fungi, Ascomycota, Pichiomycetes, Serinales, Metschnikowiaceae. Gene Ontology annotation, biological process: aerobic respiration; electron transport coupled proton transport; mitochondrial respiratory chain complex I assembly. The record is from RefSeq and is a predicted model, not a curated record. Gene Ontology annotation, molecular function: NADH dehydrogenase (ubiquinone) activity; quinone binding; 4 iron, 4 sulfur cluster binding.